AAAUGACAGUUAACUUCAACAUGACAUUGACAAUAAUGGCGAGGGUUUGUGGCACAUUGAACCAGCUGAUGUUUAUUAAAAAUAAAAACAUAAAUGUUUUAAAAUAAGGUAUUAAUAUUUAAAUAAGAAAUCGUGUCAAUAAAUAUUAUGGUCCAUCAAAUAUCAAGUUAUAGCUUUAUCGUGUCUGUGAAAUGAAAUAAUCGCAACAAUGGCUUCGCAAUGUUUCUUGUUAAAUUUAGACAGAAACCACUCACAGAAUGCAUCUUUAAGGAAUGUUGCGAAACCUCUAGUAGCGAAGGAAAAGGUAAUGUCCUAUGAGGAGAAAUCAGUGGGAUCUACACCGUUUUUCAAAUGCGAGGCUUGUCCUUACAUGGCACUUGCUGAAGACGAUAUAAAGUUUCAUUUAUUUACUGUGCACCCUGACCUCGCUAAAAGAAACGGUUUAGCUGACAAUAUUGAAAUUGCUUGCCCAGGCUGUACUAGCGUCUUUGAUGCAGAAGAAACAUUGAGGACUCAUUUACGCAACCAUCACAAAAUGGGAAUUAAAGAUGUGAAAAAAAUGGUCAAAAGUCUGGUCCAAAUUGCCUUGAAAAACGCGAAAUUAAAGAAAGAAGAUAAAAUAAACUCUGACUCACCAUUAAUGCCAAUACAACAGGAUAUAAAUGAUGUUAAAAUUCCACAAGUAAUUGAAAUUGUUCCUGAUAGUAUGAAUACCAAUAAUGGCUUGCCAAAAGGUGUUGCAUUCAUAUCGGUAGACGAGCUUAACAAUAUGAGUACACCUAAUUUUGAAAAAAUUGACCCAAAAGAAAUUAUACAAGAAGCUAGCAUAAAUAUAGUGUAUACUAACGAAACGUCUCCAAAAUACAUGAAUGUAUCUAACGCAGGGAACUCAAGCAGCACAUGUAAUGUUAUUCAAGUAUCAAGUAUUACACCUGAUUUAUUAUCAUCAAUACCAUCCAGAAUAGCAAACAUGGAAAGCAAAAGUAUGACUUCACCCAUUGCAUUAGAUACAAAUGAACAGGCAUCUUUAACAGACCGAAAACCUGAAGACAGUACUGACAAAAUAUCUACAGUUGAUAAAAACAUAGAAGUUUGUUCUAUAGAUGGAUGCUCUACUCUUUUAGAAGACAGUAAGAAUCUUACAUAUCAUAGAAAAUGCCAUCAGAAUGGUAAGCUCAUAUGUCCUGAAUGUGCACGAACCUGUCUCAAUGAAGAAAUGCUACACACACAUUUGUGGAAAAUACAUUCUAUUGAUAUGGAAUUGCCUACGUGUGAAGUGUGUGGCUUUAAAACCUACAAGAAAUAUAGAUUGUUUAACAUACACAUGAAAUGCCAUGAGAAAGGAAGGGCAUAUGCAUGUCCCAUAUGUACAAAGAGAUUUAAAAAUUCAAACCAAUUGUCAAAACACAAAUUGAUUCACAAAAAGGUUUCGAAGUGUACCAACUGUCAGCAAGAAUUUAGUAAUGAGAGACGGUUGCGACUUCAUGUGGCAGCAGUCCAUGAAAAAGUUAAGCCGUUCAAUUGUUGUCACUGCGACUAUACUGCUGCUAGAAAACAGGAAAUGAAGAGACACUUGAGAUCACACACAGGUGACAAACCUUACAGUUGCGACAAAUGCCAAUACAGAUUUGCCGACCAUAACGCCUUACGGAGGCACAAGAAAUUGCAUUCCAAUGAGAAUCUCUACAAGUGUAAAUAUUGUCCAUACACCGCCAUCCAGUCCACAAUAUUUGCUUCACACAUGAUCUCUAAGCAUCCGAAUGUCAGUUCGAAUGAUCUACAUCGCUGCCCUUUCUGUCGUUUCAAAUCGCUCAGCAAGGACAAAUAUGUGGUACACCUCACUACGCAUCCAGACAAAGAAGGCAUACAACUUCUCAUAGAAAUGACUAAAACCAAACAAAAUAAACCUAGUUGGACUAUACCUAGCAACACCAAUGAAGAGAAUCAAUCCACCGACCAUGUAGCCAGCGAACAGAACAAAGAAAAUAACACAGCAUUCAGUACAAUACCUCCCGAUGUCUACGACUGUUAUAAUCUCUCUGAACCAUCACCACAAAAUUACUCCAAAAGUUAUUGUACUGAGUCCAAUAAUGACAUGCAGCAAGCAAACUUUAACCCCCAAGAAAUAACUGAUCUCAGUAAAGACGACAACAACUCGGACUGUCUUAUUUCUGAAAGUUCUGAUGACACUUUGUUGGAUAGGCUACAAAUGAAUUAUGAAAACAACCAGUCUAAUCUACAUGGAUUCUUAAACAGUGCAGUGCCAAUGGAACAGUCUUUACUGGAAAGCAAUAAUGUUAGUUCCCUAGCUUCUAGUCACCCUUCAAUAGCGAACAGUUGUAAUAACAUCAUGAACAAUUUUCCUAUAAGGCUUCCACCUGCGCCGCAAAUAUCCGUCCGCAACAACAUUAUGCUCAAACCUGUGGACAAAUUAUCAUUCCCAAUGUCAAAAGUCAGUGGGCCUAUAAUAACAACAACACAAAUACUGCCGGUUCCAUCGUCCAGCAGCUCCCCUGUUAACAUCUCGAUGGAACCGGAAGGUGUGCCCCGAAAGAAACCUAAAAUCUCAGUCAAAAGCAAUCUGAUACUGAAGGGUCCGGAUCAAGAAAACAUGUUCCAUUCGCAGCAAAAGAUGGCUUUCAAGAGGCUAGAAGAUAAUGAGAGGUUCGGGCUGGGGCGGCCGAUGACAUUCAAUAAUCUCAUCACGACACAGUUCAUGCAGCUGCAGCCAGGGCCGACGCUCAGCGACUCUCCGAGCAACAUGAUGUCUUACCAGCAGGAGACCAUGUUGGAUACUGCCUCGACGCCCGUGGACAAUGAAAUCAAUGACAGUUCCCAAAUGUUCACGUUCAACCAACAGAUGAACGUCAACACGAUUACUCUGCUUCCCCCACCGCAAAAAAUACAAACGAACGACCCGAGCUACAUAAAACUAGAGGCAACAAUCAAGCAGAACACUCAGUCUCCGAGCUUGGAACGAAUGUGCAACGCCAACUUGCUCAAUACUCAAGCGAUAAGUAGGGAAUAUAAGGCAUCCCCUCCUCUAGAGGACAUUCAUAAGAAUAUGAACGAAAUUAAGAACGAAGUGAAGUCAGAUUCUUUUUAUAACAUUGCCUUGAAUAACUCUGCAGCAAAUCCUCCUUUAAUAGAUCAAUAUUUGAUAGACAACAUAAUAGGUGAGCAAUAUUCUGGCCACUUGGAUUUGUCUUCUGCGGUGCUACCGGAGGUAUCGGACGAUCAACAGAACGAUGUCAUCGAAAUAGAUGACAACUCGGACGACAAUAAACUGUUGCCUCGUUUCGAUAUGAAUUUUCCUUUAGAGUCGUUGUACGUUAUGCACAAUGAUUUCCAUUUCCUUGAAAACGAGAUCACAACGAACAGCAUGCCAGAAGUGCCCGUCAAUGAGAUCGGCAGGAUGGUUACCGAAGUUCCCAUCAUAAACCAGAAAGACACGUUAGAUGUAGUGACAUCGGAGAGUUCAAAUAGCGACUUCCAAAAUUUUAUACAAGGCAAAAAGGACCCUAUGAUGAAUACAUGCGUGCGACCUUGUACUAAUAAAAUAAACGUCAAAAACAUAGAACUAAUGAAAAAUUAAUAUUAAAUGCAUAAUAUAGAUUUCUGUAUGAUUUUAUAAAUAGACAUUUUAUAAGACUGUUUAAUUAUCAAGAAAUUAUUGAUUUAAUGCACUGUUUUAUUUAAUUAAUACAUUGCUUUUAUGAUAUACCGCUAUAUAGUCUUUACUGGUCCUGACUUCUUGACUUUUGUACAGUUUCCAGUUUUCGCUGACGUCACCAAAUGGCCUUGGGUCUGUAUGGACGCCUUUGCCUUCACCCGGUCCUAUAAUAAUGAGGACAUUACCCGAGUAGUAAUUCAGAUAGUCUUCGAAUGCUUCUCUAUUGUUGAAAUAGCAGAACAUGAGCGCGGUAUUGUUCGACGCUCGUAGUACCGAUAUGAGGUCUCCUUCUAAUUUGGAAGGAGUAAAUAUGAGCGGCACAAAUGUGGGAGGAGCAUACUUGCAGUGCCACCAAGCCCCGUCAACCUCUACCCCUGAUACCGGAACACCUGCAAUUAAAAGGUAAUGCUGAUUGAAAUUCAUGUAUGAUUAUGUUUUUAUUUAUUUUUAAGCAUUUAACUGCUAGAUGUUUAAAUCUAAAGAAAAGAUUACUAGAAAAAAAUCCACGCGGACCAGGCAGCGGACGGGACCCGAACCCUUCGCAAUCCGGGCGAAUGCACUGACCAUUAUGCUACCACGGCCCUAUUGGCCGCGACGAAAUUUUCCCAGCCUUAAGCUGCAAGGCAGCGCCAUCUCUUCGCAUUGUAGGUAACCCACAAUGUCAAAUGAAUACUUUUUCAAGUAUUAAACAUUUGAAAGAAGAAAUAGCAAUUAUAGUCAUGUAUGAUAAUGAGAUGAAUGAAUGACAGUCUGGACCAUGAAGGUUAGAGAGAAGGAGAACGAUCGUUGUAGAAAGUGUCCCAGAAAUAUGGACAAAAUAAGUGAGGCGCUGCGAUCGCUAAGUUGUCUCAAUAAAGGCGGGCUGUUGUGCGCUAAUUUGUAAUUUGUAUAUUAUUCAACUAACUUCAUCUACUUGUACUUAUAAACAGCUAACUUCACAGAUACUACUUACCAACGGCAGCGCGGCUGGUGGCUGAAAAAUGAACUAUAAAUUCUACAAAUUUUCACUAAAAGACAACAUUUAUAUCAUGUGGCUAGCCAGAUAGCCAGAGAAAUGAAAAAAAAAGAUGAUAUUAUAAUAGGCUUUCUGGAGGAGAAUGAUUAAUCGGGCGCUUAUAAUGGAUCGGAGAAUCCCCAAUGCUCGGUAGGGCACUUUGUUCAGUGUUAAUGGGCUUUAUUUUAAUCUCCAAAUCCAAGAUGUCACUAACUAACCCCAGUUAGUGACAUAACUUAUGGGAAAUGUCUGGGAAUUCUAAGGCCGAUAAUUCGGCUCAAUUCCAACCGCUCUUGGUAUGUUAAAAUAGUUUUCUUUGGCAUUUAUGGCGC
Molecule: messenger RNA, 4999 nt
Organism: Chilo suppressalis (striped riceborer)
Lineage: Eukaryota; Metazoa; Arthropoda; Insecta; Lepidoptera; Crambidae
Source: the annotation of a GenBank genome assembly